UAAAAGCUGGCACAUAGAUGGCACUGUAAAGUAAAAAAAAAUCGAGUUCUAAGUUUGAGGUACUUUGCGAGUUGCAAAAUUUUUCUAAUUGAAUAGAUUUAAAUAAACGAUAGCUGCUGCUAUCUGGUAUAAUUUUCGUCAACAAUGUAUUCCAGUGACGAUUACAAUGAGGGAGGAUACGAAUCAUAUGGUGACUAUGAGCCACAUACAGGAGAUCCACAAUAUGACCUAGAAUAUGAUAGGUCUUAUUAUAAGAUGCCUGAUAUGGUGAAGAAAUUCCUUGUAUAUUUCCGAAACAUGAUAAAUGAGGGAGUGACAUAUGAGAUCUUAAAUUUAUAUGAGAAUACUUUUCCAAAACUAACUGAACAGUAUUUUGAGAAUACUCCUUGGCCUGAUGAGAAUGAAGUAGCUCCUGUAGUUGAUAAUGACCAUGUCUUCAUGAUACUCUACAAAGAGCUAUAUUAUAGAGAUAUUUAUGCUCGUGUACCUGGUGGUCCUAAACCUGAACAAAGGUUCACCUCCUUCUACAACUAUUGUGACUUGUUCAAUUAUAUUUUAUCUGCGGAGACCCCUGUUCCCCUAGAACUGCCUGACCAAUGGCUCUGGGAACUUAUUGAUGAAUUUGUGUACCAAUUUCAGUCAUUUGCACAAUAUAGAUCUCGCACUUCGAAACUGAGCCCUGCUGAGAUUGAGACUUUAAACACUGAGAACAAGGCUUGGAAUGUUCUUUGCAUUCUUAAUGUACUCCACUCGUUAGUAGACAAAUCUAAUAUCAAACGACAACUUGAGGUGUAUGCUGCAGGUGGUGACCCAGACUCAGUAGCUGGAGAGUUUGGUCGCCAUUCACUAUAUAAAAUGCUUGGUUACUUCUCCUUAGUGGGACUGCUCCGUCUUCAUUCACUUCUUGGUGAUUAUUACCAAGCUAUAAAGGUGUUGGAAAACAUUGAACUGCACAAGAAGUCCCAGUACUCGCACGUGCCAGCGUGUCAGAUCUCCACUUCUUAUUACGUCGGCUUCGCGUACAUGAUGAUGAGGCGUUACGCUGACGCCAUCCGCACUUUGUCUUCGGCUCUGCUGUACAUGCAGCGUACCAAACAGCUGUUCUCGUCUCGCUCUUAUCAAAACGACCAGAUCAACAAGCAGACUGAGCAGAUGUAUCAUUUGCUAGCAAUUUGCUUAGUAUUACACCCUCAAUGUGUAGACGAGUCCAUUCAGCAAGUGCUGCGGGAGAAGAACUAUCAUGAGAAAAUGUUUAAAAUGCAAUAUGGUGACUUGGGCGAGUUCGAGAACUGCUUCACUUUUGCAUGCCCUAAAUUUCUGUCCCCGUGCCCUCCCCCCAUCGAACCCGGCUCCAACUACGGUCGUGAUGCAGUCAAACACCAGACUCAAGUCUUUAUGGAUGAGGUUCGUCAGCAGAAAAUGUUGCCCACGAUCCGUUCCUACUUGAAACUGUACACUACACUGCCGCUAGCUAAGCUGGCCGCCUUCAUGUCUGCGGCGCGCGGCAGCGAGAGGGACGCGGCCCGUGAGCACGCAGCUCUGGCCAUACACCUGCUCUGCUUCAAGCACAAGAUGAAGAACGUUGUCUGGACUAAGGGACCGAGCGGCCUCGACGGCAAGUUCCAGAGCGGGUCUGAGUUGGAUUUCUAUAUUGACAACGACAUGAUCCACAUCGCCGAUACAAAAGUAGCACAUCGCUAUGGAGACUUCUUCAUUCGUAAACUUCUGAAAUUUGAGGAGCUCAACCGUAAACUUCAUCACAUCAAGAUAUAGACAACAUUUCAUGAAAACC
This is a messenger RNA of Diatraea saccharalis (sugarcane borer), 1792 nucleotides long. NCBI's taxonomy places the organism in Eukaryota, Metazoa, Arthropoda, Insecta, Lepidoptera, Crambidae. The record is from the annotation of a GenBank genome assembly.